GAGGUGUUGAGUCAUGUCGUGUCUUUGUUCUUUUUGGAUUUGUAAGUGUUGAGUGUUGUGGCUUUUAUAAAGUAAGUAUUUAUAAUGGAUAGUCAGGAAAAAAGAAAACUAUUAAAUAAAUAUAGUCAGCACUUUAAACGGCUGACAAACGAUAACAAUUAUAUUGAUAUUGAAAAACCGUCUACCAGUACCAGUGGUAAUCAGUCUCAUUCCUGUACUCCUACUUCUUGUGCCCAAGAUAAUGAAAGCGAAGUAAAUUAUCAAAACACAUCCGAAAAUCACGAGGAAAAUGAUAAUUCCAAUAACUGGCAAAUACCUUUUACAAAUCAAUUAAGUAAUUGGGCUGUCAAGCAUAAUAUAAACCAUUGUGCCUUGUCCGAUUUAUUGGAUAUUUUGCGAAAAAGUAAUCUUGAUGUACCCAGGGAUGCAAGGACUCUUUUAAAAACACCUCGUGACACUGGUUCAAAGAUUAAAAUAAUAGAGCCAGGGUUUUAUUAUCAUUUUGGGUUAGCUCAGUGUCUCGAAAAUUUAAUUACAGAAUUAAAAAAAAUGUGUUGCAUAAGAUGAGUGUUAAUUUAGACAUUUGUGUAAAUGUUGAUGGUUUACCCAUUUCAAAAAGCUCUGGGAACCAAGUCUGGCCGAUUAUGGUUAACCUUAUGAGAAAUAAAAAUGUUGUUGACAUUUGUGGAAUUUAUCAAGGGAGUGAAAAGUCUAAUAGUGCAAAUGAAUUUAUGGCAGAUUUCGUAAACGAGGCUAUUGAAUUAAUUACUAAUGGCUUUGUUUACAACAAAAUUAGAUAUAGUGUGAAAAUUGUUUGUUUCAUAUGUGAUGUUCCUGCAAAAUCAUUUAUUAAAUGCACUGUGGGUCAUACUGGUUACAAUUCCUGUUCUAAAUGUAAUAUUAAAGGCACUUAUAUAGCUCAUAGAACUUGCUUUCCAGCAUUAGAUAGGUUUUGCUUAAGAACAGAUGAUACGUUUCGCACAAAGAAACAGAAAAACCACCACAAUGAGACUUCCAUCUUAGAGAACAUUCCAGGGUUGGAUAUGAUAAACUCAUUUCCACUUGAUUAUAUGCACUUAAUUUGCCUGGGUGUUAUGAAAAAACUAUUAAAUGUAUGGAUUUCAGGAAAACCUACUCAUCGUUUACCUUCUCAACAAAUAAAUAAUAUGUCAGCAAAAUAUUUAGAGUUUAAAAAACAAAUACCAGCUGAGUUUUCAAGGAAACCGAGGUCUCUCUCUGAAGUUAAAAGAUGGAAAGCAACAGAGUUUCGGUUAUUUUUAUUUUAUACAGGUCCAUUACUGUUGCUUGAGCAAAAUAUUUCAAAAGAAAUUUAUGACAAUUUUUUGACUCUUCAUGUUUCAGUAAUUUUGCUUUCAAAAAACCAAAAUGUAAACUAUGCCAAACAGUUAUUAUACCAUUUUGUGCAGACAUUUUCUUUACUUUAUGGGGAGGAAAAUGUUUCUCAUAAUGUGCAUAAUUUACUCCACAUCCCAAAUGAUGUGGAAACAUUUGGUAGUAUUGAAAAUUUCAGUUCAUUUCCCUUUGAGAACAAUAUGAUAUUUUUAAAAAAUCUAGUCCGCAAAGGUAAUCAACCUCUUCAACAAAUAGUUAAUAGAAUUAGUGAACGAAAAAAAUCAUUAAUACAUAAUGGAGAUAAAGUAAAUUUUCCUAUUCUUAAGUCAGAACAUUCUCGAGGCCCACUCCUUGAAACUUUUGCUAAUAUAUCAGUAAAAAUAAAACAAUUUCAAAAGAUUUAUGUUAAUGAUUAUUAUUAAUUAUCAAUAGGUGAAGCUGAUAAUUGUUGUAUGCUUAAUGACAGAACCAUAGUAAUUAUCAAAAAUAUUAUAAUGUGUAAUGAUGAAAUUAAAAUAUUUAGUCAAACAUUUCCUUGUAUAGAAAACUUUUAUGUUACACCUUGUGAAUCAUCAAAAUUAAGUAUCUUUUUAGUAAGUAGACAGGACAUUGAGCUUCAAUAUUGGAAUUUAUCACAGAUUGCCUGUAAAUGUAUGAUAUUAAGUUUCAAUGAUAAAUUUGUUGUAUUUCCAUUAAUACAUUCUAACAGAAUAUAAUUCUCAUUUUAAAUGACCACAAAUAGUAUAUAAGUAUCUGGGAAAGUUUUUAAUAAGUUUGUUAAAAACUUGUAUUCUUUCUAAUGGCUUUUUGUAUAUACAUUGUGAAACAAUUUUGGAUUUGCAAAAAGUACAAAAAUUUGACUUUCCAGUAUUGACAGUUUUAAAAAAUUUACUCUUUGAAAAUAUUUAAAUUUAAAGGUGUGUCUGUUUUGUAAAUAACUACUAAAUAGUGAAAAAUAUUUGUUGAUUUCAAAAUUUUUUAUGCUUAACCUGUUUAUCUUACCAUUGCAAACUUCAACUAAUUAAUUCGUUCCCUUUAUUACUGAUCAUAAACUUGAUGUUUGGUUUUAAUUUUUUAGAUGAUUAUUUACUUGCUAGAAAAAAGCUCUUACGGCUGAAACUACUAGUGACCUUAAUACAGAUACAGAGGCGGGUAAUAAAAGACGUAGAAAGAAGAAAAUUAUAUCCUCUUCUUCUGAAUCUGAUGAAAAUGAUGAACCUACGGAACAUGCAUCAAAUAGGAAGUAAUUUAAAGUUACUAAAAUGCCUACCCCACCAAUUUGGACCAAUGACAUGGCUGAAAUGGUAGACGAGUUAACUGUUUCGAACACACCAAGUCAAACAGGCAAUAGUUCUACCCCUUGCUUUACCCCUGGUCAAGUUCAUCAUGAUCGUAACAUGGGUCCAGGUUCGAAAAGCAAUUACACCACACCAAAAAGGGCCUUGAAGGAAAUACAUGAGAACUUGAAUAAUGUUGUUGCUACAUCACAAAGCACGAGCUGCUGUUGCAAUCCACAACUACUCUAUAAUAUACAAUCAUUACUGAUUGAAAUUAACUCUAAAGUCGGAAAUUGUUGUCAGCGAAAUAUGUAAACUAAUGAAGAGUCUACAAAUAAUAUAUUGCAAAAAUCUGCAAUAAAGUUUCCAAUGGAAACAAAUGAGGAUCUGGAACUUUUUGAGAAUUUUUUCUCCAGUCCUGAAAAUUAUUCGGCAUUGAUUUUAUUUUUUUCCAAACUUGGUGGUAACAAUAUAUAUGAAUUCAUUAGGCGUUGCAUCGGGCCCCUUGUAACUGAUGGCCUGGCCAAACAAUUUUCCUUUACAGGAAACUGGAAGGAAAGGAAAACUGGUUUUUGAAAAAUUAAAUCUAGCUAAAUCUGUACUAGAAGCUGGGCAAAAGGCACAUGGGAUCAAUGGGAUCACCAGAAAGGAGAUUGAAAAAAAAAUUGGCGAUUGGCUACGAAGAGCCAAAGAAAGAGGAUUAAGAACAGAGAAAUUGAAUGUAUAAACAUCUUAUGUAACAUUUUUUACUAGGUAUCGGGAAAUAAAACAUUGUUAAACAAAUCAUAGCAUUGUGUAUCAGUUGCUAUACAGGGUGUAUCAACGAUGUGUGGGUGAGCGAUAGGUGCUUCCCUAUUUGAGAUAGGAAAAAAGCCUUAAAUAAAAGUUGUGGAGAUCAGUGAAAUCUAUGUUACAAAAAUAUUUACCCUUAUACAGGGUGUUGGAUAAAUGUGUGACUUAUCAAAGAUAUGUUUUUUUAAAUGGAACACCCUAUAUAUUUUUACUUUAAAAUCUUUUUAAUGAGUUGAUUUCAAUGGUACUUCACACUUACUAUCUAUUGUGAUUAGUUGAGGAUCUACAGCUACUGGAAAUUGUCAAUUUUUCAAAUUCAGGUGGCUGUAGUAGCUAAACCAGUAAAAAUUUUUAAAAACGGCUUUCAUGUCCCUGUCCUAACUUUUCAAGUUCUAUUGAGUGACAUGAAAAAUUAUUUAAUACAGUCAUUUAAUACAACAUGAAAGCCAUUUUUCGAAAUUUUGGACUGUUUAGCUACUACAGCCACCUGAAUUUGAAAAAUUGACCAUUUCCAGUGGCUGUAGGUCCUCAACUAAUCACAAAAGAUAGAAGUGUGAAGUACCAUUGAAAUCAGCUCAUUGAAAAGAUUUUAAAAAUAUAAAGAUAUAUAGGGUGUUCUAUUUAAAAAAACAUAUCUUUGAUAAGUCACACCUUUAUCCAACACCCUGUAUGAGGGUAAAUAUUUUUGUAACAUAGAUUUCAGUGAUCUCUACAAACUUUUAUUUAAGACAUUUUUUCCUAUCUCAAAUAGGGAAGCACUUAUCGCCCACCCACACAUCGUUGAUACACCCUGUAUGUACUUGUUUACCAAUGCUUUAUACAGUGUCUUCAUUUCAAAACUAGACAGUUCAAAUAUAUUUUGAUUGUAGUAAAAUGUAAAAAAAUUAAAAAAACACGUCAAAUUUUAUAUCAAGGGGGACACUUUUUUUUUCGUAAUUGCAGCAUCGAUACUUCAACCCUCGAGCAGUAGAGUGAACUCCUGAAAUCUAUAUAGGGAAAGUACCAAGUGUGCCAUAUUUUUGAAAAGGUAAUUAUAUGGGGAAUUCAGCAAUACCAAUAUUGUUGUGUCAAAUUCCGAUUUUAGCGCCCUCUUGAGGAAAAAAUAAUCGUUACGUAAUUCAAAUUGUGACACCUCAUUCGAAAGCUAUUUCUAUUGCUAAUUAAAUGCAAUAAAUAAUAUUAUCCUGAAAUCAUAUUUCAUAAGUGAAAUCACCUAAAAUAACAGACUUAGUAGGAUCACACUUUCCAAUCUCAUUUGAUUUCAAUUAUUAAAUAUGAAUUCAGGAUAAUUUUAUUUAUUGCAUUUAAUUAGCAAUAAAAAUAGCUUUGAAACGAGGUGUCACAAUUUGAAUUACGUAACGAUUAUUUUUUCCCCAAGAGGGCGCUAAAAUCGGAAUUUGACACAACAAUAUUGGUAUUGCUGAAUUCCCUAUAUAAUUACCUUUUCAAAAAUGUGGCACACUUGGUACUUUCCCUAUCUAAAUUUCAGGGGUUGUUCACUUCACUGUUCGAGGGUUGAAGUAUCGAUGCUGCAAUUGCGAAUAAAAAGUGUUCCCCUGGAUAUAAAAUUUGAUGUGUUUUUUAUUUUUUUUUACAUUUUACUACAAUCAAAAGAUAUUUGAACUAUCUAGUUUUGAAAUGAAGACCCUGUCAUUUCCGAUACCUAGAAGAAAAUAUGUGGCUUAAAGAAAAUGUUAUUAGUUUUUAAAUAAAUAGCUCUUUUAUUAAGAAAUA
Diabrotica virgifera virgifera (western corn rootworm) is the source of this 5156-nucleotide messenger RNA. RefSeq lists its product as uncharacterized. The coding region runs from base 564 to 1775 and encodes 403 amino acids. NCBI's taxonomy places the organism in Eukaryota, Metazoa, Arthropoda, Insecta, Coleoptera, Chrysomelidae. The record is from RefSeq and is a predicted model, not a curated record. The transcript is spliced from 5 exons.